Physella acuta is the source of this 1287-nucleotide messenger RNA. Its product is annotated as matrilin-2-like. Lineage: Eukaryota; Metazoa; Mollusca; Gastropoda; Physidae. The record is from RefSeq and is a predicted model, not a curated record. Gene Ontology annotation, molecular function: calcium ion binding.
AUGACACCUUUUGGGCUACAGGAUAAAAGUACAAGCAACUAUAACUUCACAGCUCUUUGUAGAUCGCCUGGUAAAGAAGGGUCUCCUCAGAGCAAAGACGGAGUUAACUGUUUUGGCGGAGACAAGUGUGUUAAUUCUUCCUGUCUUCAGACUUGUACGACUUUUGGUGAUUUUUAUAGUUGUGAAUGUAAUAUGGAAAACAAAUUAGGACCGGAUUUGACGACAUGUUUUGUAAAAACGGAGAACAACUGUUCAAGGGUAGGUCAGAGACUUGACAGCAGCAACAACUGUAGUUGCGCUGAAGGUUAUGUAAAGAAUCAAACAGGCGGUAACAACUGUGUUGAUGUAGACGAGUGUCUGAGCUCUCCAUGUCAACAUGUUUGUACAAAUUUGAACGGUUCCUACAGCUGUGGAUGUUACCAUGGAUACAACCUAAUUUCUGACAACGAAACUUGUGACGAUAUAGACGAGUGUCAAACUACAGCACACAACUGCUCCCAGUUAUGUAACAACACUGUAGGUGGUUACACCUGUAGCUGCCAUCAAGGUUAUGAGUUACACAACAACAGCAGAUUUCUCUGUGUGGAUGUCGACGAAUGUGCUUUAGGAAAUGACAACUGUUCUGAUGGUUGUAACAACACGGCCGGUAGCUACGUGUGUACAUGUAAGGACGGCUAUCACAUUGACACACACGAUCCUUUCACCUGCGUGGAUAUGGAUGAUUGUCAACAAGGCCGACACAAUUGUACACAAAAUUGUACAAAUUCUUUUGGCUCGUACGUCUGUAGUUGUUUCCAUGGUUACCGUCUUGACAACAAAGACAACGUCACUUGCUUGGAUAUCAACGAGUGUAAAGAAAACUCAGACACCUGUGAAAAUACCUGUGUCAACACAUUAGGUUCUUACACCUGUACCUGCCCACUAGGUUACCAACUUGACCAAGAUGGUAGCUCCUGUGUCAAGACCAGAUCACAACCAUCUUGUCCCUGCUCCUGUAGGACUCAGACCAGAAUCAACAUGUCCAGUACUCUAAUGGCCGUUCAGAAAGAUAUUGACCAGAUCAAAAAGAACUUGACCGUUGAGACUCACGACCUGUCGUCCUACAUACGGAGCAAGACUUCCGCUACAGACGACAGAAUGACGGCAAAGACAGUCGGUUUAUUUGGCGCCAUUUUGUUCGGGAUCACCAUGGGAGUUGUAGUAGUUCCUGACGUCAUCACACUCAUAAAGUUCCUGCUCUCAAAGCUGAGGCCUGUCUGCAGAAAAAACGUCGUUGAGUGUAUAUGA